This is a messenger RNA of Pecten maximus, 3160 nucleotides long. RefSeq lists its product as uncharacterized. Bases 76 to 498 code for a protein of 140 amino acids. The transcript is spliced from 4 exons. The record is from RefSeq and is a predicted model, not a curated record. NCBI's taxonomy places the organism in Eukaryota, Metazoa, Mollusca, Bivalvia, Pectinida, Pectinidae.
UGUAUUGACUGGUAUGUGGUCGCUUUGGUAAAUACCCCCGGACCAGGAAGUUUAUUUCCUUGGAUUGAGGGAAUAAUGUCUUAUCACAAUAUACUCGCCUUCACAGUCUUAUCCACACUUAUCUCGGAGGUGUUUUCCGGGGACUACUGUACGAUCUGUAGUAACCAAUCGGUAUACUGUGAUUCAGGAUGUUGCAGUACUUACGGCAGCACCCAUUGUUGUCCGAACACGACGGCCAUCGUGGUUGGAUCAGUUUUUGGGACGUUUGUUGUUAUGGUGAUAUUGGCAGCGGUAUUUAUCUGCUACCUACAAAAUAGACGGAAUCGUUUGGAUGCAAUCAAUCAGUACAUAGUGGCUCAGACACAAUAUUAUAUAGAGGACUUCACAGAGGACAACGACGAUAGACGCCCAAUAGUUGGAGGCGCCAAACCACCCAAACCUCUGAACAAACCAACACUACCAGACCAAUCUUUGUUUCAAGCCAUUGAUGGGAUAUGAUAAAUGAUGAGUUUUCCCGAGGAAUGGUGGUACUACCUGGACUUUCUCGUGAGACUAUACAACUGUGGAGCAGGAUUCUGGAAUCUGAUGUUGCUACUGUUAUAGUACAUUAACUAAUCCGAACACUUGCAAGACGUUACUUAUUAAGUCUAAAUUCAGUGUUAAACUGGUCCAGAAACUCUAAAACACCUUUUGUUGGAAUUGUAAUUGUGAAUGUUGAUGCAGUUUUUAACAACUAUCCAUACAUUGAAGUGUAUUGCAAGCAUGCACAAAGAUUUUCAUAAUCUUCUUUUUUAUCUAACGGAAUAUAUUUUUGAACGUAUUUUGAUCGCAUGUUAAACUGGUAUUCUUUGUAUUGUAUCCUGUAGGUACGAAGGAAGUGUCAAGCAUGUACAUUUUGUAGCUCAAACAUAUUUAGGUUUACUCAUAGGUAUUCAUAAUGCUUAUGGAAUACAUCUUCAUUAAGUGUUAAACGUUAGAGAGUUCUUAUUAUGGAUAUUGGUAGAUAAUCAAAUUACUUAUAUGUUUUAAUGUUAUUAUUGAUUCUAUUAUUCCAUUUGUAAUGUAACCUAAUGAUUAAUUGUAAAUAACUUCUUUACAAGUUUUAUGUUUUCUAGUAGCCAUUAUGUCAAAAUGUGGUGUUUAUUGAAGAAAGUCUUAGCCAGAGAGAAUUCUAGGGUUUGUAAUGUUCAUAUUACACAGAAAACAAUGAUAUACAGUUUCAAAUAUAAGUACUGAAAUGGUUCUAUUUAGAGAACAAAAUAAGCGUAAAAGAUAUGCAUUGAAGUCUUUCCGUGCUGGGUCUAUUUUUGCAUGUAAUAUAUAGCAGUUCGAUAUGACAUGAUAGUUUCAGUUAACAAUUUGAUCGACAUAUUGAUAGUAUAUCCAUAUUUAUCAACAUUAUGAUUGUGUAAAAUGUUUUUGUGUAAUAGUAAUUUAUAUCAGUAUCUAGUGAAUGUUUUUGUGUUAUAAUGGUUCCUGUCACUAUCUAAUGAAUGUUUUUUGUGUUAUAAUGGUUACUAUCACUAUCUAGUAAAUGUUUUUGUGUUAUAAGGGUUACUAUCACUAUCUAGUAAUGUUUUUGUGUUAUAAUGGUUACUAUCACUAUCUAGUAAAUGUUUUUGUAUCAUAAUGGUUACUAUCACUAUCUAGUAAUGUUUUUGUGUUAUAAUGGUUACUAUCACUAUCUAGUAAAUGUUUUUGUGUUAUAAUGGUUACUAUCACUAUCUAGUAAAUGUUUUUUUUGUGUUAUAAGGGUUACUAUCACUAUCUAGUAAAUGUUUUUGUGAUAUAAGGGUUACUAUCACUAUCUAGUGAAUGUUUCGUGUUAUAAUGGUUUCUAUCAGUAUCUAGUGAAUGUUUCGUGUUAUAAGGGUUUCUUUCACUAUCUAGUGAAUGGUUUGUGUUAUAAAGGUUUCUAUCACUAUCUAGGGAAUUUUUUGUGUUAUAAUGGUUUCUAUCACUAUCUAGUAAUGUUUUUGUGUUAUAAGGGUUACUAUCACUAUCUAGUAAAUGUUUUUGUGUUAUAAUGGUUACUAUCACUAUCUAGUAAUGUUUUUGUGUUAUAAUGGUUACUAUCACUAUCUAGUAAAUGUUUUUGUAUCAUAAUGGUUACUUUCACUAUCUAGUAAUGUUUUUGUGUUAUAAGGGUUACUAUCACUAUCUAGUAAAUGUUUUUGUGUUAUAAUGGUUACUAUCACUAUCUAGUAAAUGUUUUUUGUGUUAUAAGGGUUACUAUCACUAUCUAGUAAAUGUUUUUGUGAUAUAAGGGUUACUAUCACUAUCUAGUGAAUGUUUCGUGUUAUAAUGGUUUCUAUCACUAUCUAGUGAAUGGUUUGUGUUAUAAGGGUUUCUAUCACUAUCUAGUGAAUGGUUUGUGUUAUAAUGGUUUCUAUCAGUAUCUAGUGAAUGGUUUGUGUUAUAAGGGUUUCUAUCACUAUCUAGUGAAUGUUUUGUGUUAUAAGGGUUUCUAUCACUAUCUAGUGAAUGUUUUGUGUUAUAAGGGUUUCUAUCACUAUCUAGUGAAUGUUUUGUGUUAUAAGGGUUUCUAUCACUAUCUAGUGAAUGUUUUGUGUUAUAAGGGUUUCUAUCACUAUCUAGUGAAUGGGUUUUUUUUUUUGCUGUAAUGGUUCCUAUCAGUACCUAGUGCGUGUUUUUGUGUAAUGAUAUUUACUAUCAAUAUAUAUAUUAUUUUUUUUUUUUUUGGUAUUUUGUAUAUUGUUCUGUCAAUAUCUGUAGUGAAGAGUUCUACCUCUUCCUGACAAUAUUUAAUGUUAUGGUGUACCAUUGUUUCGUGGUAUACUCUAUUGUGUGUAAUAUUGUUCCCUGACCAUUACUGGUGCGUAUUGUUGUUUUAUAUUGUUUCCUGACGAUAAUGAGUAGUAUAAUGUAACAUUAUGAUGGUGUAAAUAUGAUUUUGAUACUAACGAAUUCCGUCCAUAAUAUACUUGAAAGACUUGAACAUAGCAUAAUUAUAAGCCAUGCUUUCUAAAAAUGAAAUAAACAUUUUGAUACACGUAAAUAAGAAUAAGGUUGUUUUCGUAUUUCAUUGAACAAAAAGGGCACGCAAAAUGCACAUCAUAAUUUAAACAUUAUAUUGCAUUUCAUUAUUCAAAUCAGGGAAAAUGUGUGCCAGCUGCCAGCUUAAUUUAGAGAGAGAGAG